CGUAAAGCAAUGGACUAGAUGACAAUAAUGAUAUGAGAUAACUGAACACAGUAACGGUACUUUACAGAAAUUUCUCAAUCUGAAGCUGUUAAAUCCCGAUAAAGUUUGAUAUUUCCAAUUUGCCAACCUCUCACUCGUCGCCACGUCCAAGCAAAGUGUUUUUAUUUAAUACUCAGUGUCCCUCUGUGAGGCGAGAAAGCGACGAGAGCCAGUGGAAGAAGAAUUGCUUUUAGCCAGUCAUUGCCAUGGCCUCCGAAAGCGGCGAUAGCAACAUGGAUAGAGAAAUGAUUCUGGCCGACUUUCAGGCUUGCACUGGAAUUGACAACAUUGCAGAGGCAAUCACUCUGUUAGAGCUUAAUAACUGGGAUUUAGUGGCAGCCAUCAAUGGAGUGAUACCACAGGAGAAUGGGAUCUUACAAAGUAACUUCGCCGGUGAGGCAAGCCAGGCCAGCAUGUACGGACCUCCAAGCCAAUCAGAAGCAGCCGAUGCAGCAGCCGGAGGUGCAGUUCCUCCUACCUCCUCUUCGUCUUCUUCCUCCUCUCCUCCAUCGUCCUCGACUUCAGCUUUUUGCCCAAGCAACUCUUCCUCCCGACACAUUGUAGAGCGUCAGCCCAGGAUGCUCAACUUCAGGGUGGAGUACCGACAGCGCACCGUAGAGCUGGUACUGGAGGAAGGCAGCACAGUCGGCGAAAUCAAACAAAUCCUCGAGACAGAGCUUGCGGUUCCAGUGUCCAAAAUGCAGCUGAAGGGAUGGAAGAGUGGAGAUGUAUCUGAUAGUACGGUGUUGAGAAGUUUACACCUGCCCAAGAACAACAGCCUGUAUGUCCUGACCCCAGACAUCGCCCCUACUGCCAGCACCAGCAAACACAGUGCUCUCCAAGAAUCAUUAAACCAGAACUUCCUGCUGGUCAUCAGCCACCGCGAGGCCCAGAGGGACUACAGUCUCAACUUCCCUGGCUCCAGAACCAUACAGGAGGUGAAGAGGAACAUUUCAGACUUGACCAACAUCCCAGUCCGGCAUCAACAGUGGGAGGGAUGGCCCGCCUCAGCAUCUGAUGACUCUAUGACGCUAGCUGUCUCUGGAAUCAGCUAUCCUUGCCAUCACCUCAGUGUUUGUCGAAGGUCUUCACCAGCCAAUUCCCAGGAGCCCACAGAAGAGUGCGCAGAUGUCCAUAUGGUCAGUGACAGCGAGGGGGAUGAUUUUGAGGAUGCAUCAGAGUUUGGUGUGGAUGAUUCAGAGAUGUUUGGAAUGGGCUCUUCUACCUGUCGGAAAGCACCUAUGAUGCCAGAAAAUAGUGAGAAUGAAGCUGAUGCCUUACUGCACUUUACUGCCGAAUUUUCUUCAAGGUAUGGAGAGACCCACCCGAUGUUCUACAUUGGGUCUUUGGAGGCAGCGUCUCAAGAAGCCUUCUAUGGCAAAGCCAGAGAUAGAAAGCUGCUGGCCAUCUACCUCCACAAUGAUGACAGUGUACUCAGCAACGUCUUCUGCUCCCAAAUGAUGUGUGCUGACUCCAUUGUCUCUUACCUGAGCCAGAACUUCAUUACAUGGGCCUGGGAUGUCACUAAAGAAGCUAACAAAGCCAGACUACUCACCAUGUGUACGAGGCACUUUGGCAGUGUGGUGACACAGACUAUACGGACAUACAAGACAGACCAGUUCCCCCUGCUUCUUAUAGUCAUGGGAAAACGCACAUCCAAUGAAGUUCUAAAUGUUAUUCAAGGCAAUACGACAGUGGACGAGCUGAUGAUGAGGUUAAUGGGAGCAAUGGAGAUCUUCACAGCACAACAACAAGAGGACAUAAAAGAUGAGGACGAGCGCGAGGCAAGAGAGACGGUGAAGAGAGAACAGGACGAGGCCUACCGUCUGUCUUUAGAGGCUGACCGUAAAAAGAGAGAAGCCCAAGAGAGAGAAGAGGCCGAGCAGGUUCGCUUGGAACAGAUGAGAAAGGAGCAGGAGGAGGAGAAGGAGGCAAUCCGUUUGUCAUUGGAGCAGGCCCUACCGCCAGAGCCAGAAGAGGAUUCAGCCGAGCCAAUCAGCAAACUGCGAAUCCGCACACCGAGUGGCGAGUUUCUGGAAAGGCGUUUCCUGGGCAGCUGUAAGCUCCAGGUCCUCUUCGACUUUGUGGCCUCCAAGGGAUACCCCUUUGAAGAAUUCAAGCUCCUCACCACCUUCCCUCGUAGAAAUAGUCAGAUGCUGCUCCCCCCGCCGUCUCUCCCUGGUGCAUCACGAGCACAAACUCUCAUCCCGAAUUCACUAAGAGCACACACAUCCACACACGCUGAUCUGUAGUCCACAGACACACGUCUUCUUACACACACGCACACACACACACACACACACACACACACACACACACACACACACACACACACACACACACACACACACACACACACACACACACACACCUGCUCCACCCCAAAGCCUCAUUUACUCCUACCUGAUGCUGUGGUGUCAUAACAGCCUGUCGGGUUCAUUAGCAUGGCAGCCAUUUGCGAUCUGUGCUCCUGAGGUGGGAAAAAGAACGCAGCAGCCCUGUUGGUCGUUUUCCCCACCGUUGGGAUGAAAUAUGUUUGCAGCAAACACACACACACAUCAUAUUACCUCUCUUCAUGGAAUCUCGCUCCCUGCUGUGCUAUGAGGCAGCUGAGUAGGUGAGGGGCAUAGGGUUGAUGUGGCAGCCCCUCCCUGCCCACACCAGGCUCCCCAGGAACCCGCUGAAAAGUCAAGAGUCUAAAUGACACGUUGAAAUGAGGACAAGGAGAUGAAAGACAUGGAGCCAAAGACCGCCGACGUGCACAUGGUGUGACAUUUCCAAACACCCAUGGGAGACGGAGGGGUUGUCUGAUGCUGAUAUGUCCUCCUCACCUUCCCCUAAUUUACUUGCCUUCCUUUUUCUUUUCUUUUUCUCACCCUUGAACACCCUCUAGUUUUACAGAAAUGUGUAGAUUGUUUUAAUUAUUUUGAGUUGUUUACUCAUAUCAAUGCUGAUUUCUUUCAUUUUCCUGAAAGCUAUAAAAUAAAACCGACAAAAAUAAAGUUAGAGGUCCUCUUUUGGUUAAAGUGGUAUGUUCAUUCAUUAGCACUUGCACAUUUUAAAAUGCUUGAUUGUUUUGAUACUAAUAGAAGUAAUAGGACAGAUUCUGCAGAAGGUGAAGUUGUGGUUCAGUUCAUGGUCUGUCUCACUCUAUCUAUCGCUUGUUGUGAGGUCGACCUUUACCACGCUAGCUUGCCCUCCGACCUUCUACAGAAAGUACAGCGAGCUGGUUAAUUAUCCCACUGUGAGGUUAGAAUAGGAACCCUAAUCAGAGGGGCUGACGCAGCAGUCAUCAGAUAAGCCCUGGACACAUCUUGCACCACCUCGCCCCUUCAGCCCAGGUGUUAGAUUGGCCCGCUGUAACUCAACCCCUCCGGUGAUUAGCUCACAUAAGCUAAGAGGCUCACAGUGGUGGUGGGUGUCAGAGAGAGAGUCAGAUUGUCCUGUUUUAAAAAACAUAGGUCAGACCCCCUUUCAUGUCAGCUAACUCGAUCAGCUCCGUUGUGGGUGGCGCUGCAUUAUUCCUCUGCUUAGCUGUUGUGCAGAGUUGCACACAGAUAAAUGUUUCUCUCUGACACCAUCAACUAUGUUCCUGUUUGACCUUUUGACAGCUGAAAUUAGUCAUCACUACAUCACUAUCAAAAACACGCUCUAUCCCCGAUACUCUCUGUCUCACACGCACACACACACGCGCACACACACACACACACACGCACACACUCCAAAGAGCUUUUAGAACACUCUCUCUCCUGUCCUGUAGCCUUCAUCAGUUUGUUCUGGAUUGGAGCCUUUUUAAGAAAACAAACCUGAUGGUCCUCUUAGGGAAACAAAGCUCUAGUUGCUCAGAUUACUGCCUAACUUUUUUUAAAACAUCAUGUUAGAAUAAUACACACCGUUCACACUCUCUUACAAACACACACACACACACACACACACACACACACACACACACACACACACACACACACACACACACACACA
Molecule: messenger RNA, 4020 nt
Organism: Dicentrarchus labrax (European seabass)
Lineage: Eukaryota; Metazoa; Chordata; Actinopteri; Moronidae
Gene: faf1
Product: Fas (TNFRSF6) associated factor 1
Exons: 19
Coding region: 246-2291 (681 amino acids)
Cellular component (GO): nucleus; endoplasmic reticulum
Molecular function (GO): ubiquitin binding; NF-kappaB binding
Source: RefSeq, a predicted model, not a curated record